AUGAUUGGAACUGGUAGAGCCAGGAUAUUAGAGUCCAACAGCAAUUUUCAACCCCUACUUUCAUCUAUUGACCUAUUCUCUCCAGUUUGGCUGAUCGUUGCCGCCACGGGAGGAUUCCAAAAAGGAAGAGACCGUCGCCGACACCGGAGGACGCCAAGAAGUAAGAAAAGUGGUGGUCUUCACAAGGCUUCGAUUAAAGUUGUUGAGAUUUUAACGGCUAUGGCGAUUCCUGUGGAGUUAUCGGAUCAUGAUUCACUGAUUAAGUCAACCUCUACUUCUUUGAAUUCCAAGGUUGUGUCUCAAUACUCUUCUCUUUUAGCCUCAUUAGCUGUUGAUGCUGUGCUUUCUGUAGUAGACCCUGCCAAGCCUGAUUUAGUAGACUUAAAAGAUAUUAAGAUUGUGAAGAAAUUAGGGAUAGAGAACACUGAUUUGUGCAAUCAACAAACCCAAAUAGAUGUUUUGUGUUUUCUAUUUGGUUGUGUGAACUGUGAAGCAUCUGUCAACCUUAUGAAUGCUUUGAUUGAGAGCUGUGUAAAGUCUUCUGCAGCAAAUUUAUUUGUGUCACUUGAGGAUGAUAUUGGAAUGAAUCUAUUUGCUAGUGUAGCUAUUGGAGAUAUGUCCAGAUUUGACUUGGUCUCGUGUACUGAUUCUCCAGAAAGAAGCGCCCCUAUAAUUGAUGAAAUUUUCACGCACGAUCAUGCAAAGUCGAAGUUAUCUCCUGACAGUCAAAUAGCUGGAGACCGAAGUCUGUGUUCUAAUGUAGUUGAUGGCGAUAGCAAAUAUCCGGGUAUAGCUAGCAAUUCAUCGUCUGAAAAUGGAUUGCAUAUUUCUAAACAUGCAUCCCUUGAGCACUUUAGUGAAAGAAGAUGUUCUUCAUCUCAUGCUAAUGAAGAUUUGCUGAUCACAGAAUGCAUUGAACCUCUCAACUUGGCCUAUAUGGAUUUGAGAACCAGUGCAGAUCCUCAUGGAGAUAUCAGUGAAAAGUCUAGUGAAAUGAAGAGUUCUGCUUCUUUGAUGCUAUCAGGCCUGAUGGAGAAGAUGAGAGAUGGUGUUCUGGGACGACGAAGACAGGCAGAAGCGGCUGGUGUUGCUGUAAAGGAGAUGAAAUUCUGCAAACUGAAACUAAUUGGAGCUCCUGAUACAAUAAAGGAAUCUCGAGGGCUCUUUUCAAAAACUGAUCACUACUUGCCAAUUCAUCGUGAAGCUCCAGCCUUUGUGGAGCAAGCAACUGAACAGCAAAUUCUUGUCACUGGUAUCAAGGUUGUCGACCUUCUUGCACCAUACCAAAGAGGAGGAAAGAUUGGACAGUUUGGUGGUGCAGGGUAG
Fraxinus pennsylvanica is the source of this 1326-nucleotide messenger RNA. The record is from the annotation of a GenBank genome assembly. NCBI's taxonomy places the organism in Eukaryota, Viridiplantae, Streptophyta, Magnoliopsida, Lamiales, Oleaceae.